AUGCAAAUUUCAAAGUUCUUAACAUAAACAAUCCAAACGUGCACUUGCUUCAAUCAAUCAUGGCGAAGCAGACCCGCCCCUCGGAACCAAUUCGCGAUUUGAUGAAAUAUUUAAGCUUUACUGAAGGCAGAGAUAAGAUUUACAGAAUCACCCAGUAUGCCACAAGAUUUAUUCUCUGGUAUUAUGGCAACAAUAAAGCAAGCCACUUCAACCUUGAGAGGAUAAAGAAUCUAGAAUCGACAGUUACAAAUUCAAGAAAAUUGUUUCGUAUGCUGAGGUCCGUUGAGUUCUUGCAGAGAGCAUUAGAUUCAUUGGCAUCAAGUGACAAUACAGAGGCUAGCUUGCAACUCAUUGGAUACCUUGGCAAAAGUUUGUGGCUUUUGACAGAUCAUGUUGUAUGGUUGCACAAAGUAAAAGUCUAUGAGGUGAACAUUAAAAGAUGGGCUGAUAAUUCUGCCAGGGCCUGGCUGAUAGGUCUCCUCGCUCUCACUCUCAGAGACCUGUACAAACUGCAGAAGCUUUCUCUCAGCCUCAAGGAACUUAAAAGAGCAGGUGAGCCGGUGCCACGGCAACGGCUGGAAUCCGACAUCACCAAGGCAAGGCUUCAGUUCGUUUUGGACUUCUCUGAUGUAUUCAUUCCUUUGGCUGCCCUUGGCUAUGUCAACAAGGGUGUCGGAUCUGCUGGUGGAGUCAUCGCUUCUGUCAUUGGGCUUUACCUUGUUUGGCAGAAAAAUGUGCCUUGCAAAUGAAGAGACAGAUAUUCAUGUAUGAAGUACAGGCGUGUGUCAUAUGGUGAAUGGUAGCAUGUGAUGAUGGGGAAGUCAAUAUCAUAAUACCUUUUUUUUCACUAGCUGAGAUACUAGAGUAUCAUACCAUUUGCAGUAUUAACUCAUUUUGAAUGAGCUAUAUAAAUUAAAAGACAAUGAUUAUCUGUUUCUCUAAGGCUAACUGUGGCAGUUGAUUUGACUUCUAAAUUAUAUCUUCUGAUGUUAACAGAGCCAGAAUGUUAUUGAUAAUGAUGGAUGAUUGGUGUAGACACAAAUUAUCAUAAUUAUAUGAACAAAUUAUUUUUCUCAUGAUCAUGUAAACUAAUCUAUGUCGUUUAUACCAAUAUUCCUUGCCUUUUGAUCGGGAUGGAUCCAGAAAAAAAGGUAAUCACUUGUGUUAUAACAACUGUG
Molecule: messenger RNA, 1178 nt
Organism: Lytechinus variegatus (green sea urchin)
Lineage: Eukaryota; Metazoa; Echinodermata; Echinoidea; Temnopleuroida; Toxopneustidae
Product: peroxisomal membrane protein 11A-like
Exons: 4
Coding region: 60-749 (229 amino acids)
Biological process (GO): peroxisome fission; regulation of peroxisome size
Cellular component (GO): peroxisomal membrane
Source: RefSeq, a predicted model, not a curated record